UCUCGCAGCCUCUUUUCAACCAGCGUUGUCUGCGUUGCUUUCCAGAAGACAUCCUCAAAGGAAAAGCGUGCGCGUCCCGCUGCAUCCUUCCCGGAGCGAUGGGAGAGGCCGAGACGCGACAGAAAUUGCUGCGCAAUGUGAAGAAAGAGGUGAAACAAAUUAUGGAGGAGGCUGUAACAAGGAAAUUUGUGCACGCAGACAGCAGCCACAUCAUAUCCUUCUGCGCUGUAGUGGAGGCCUGCAUGCUUCAUGGACUGAAGCGACGUAUUGCAGGUCUGCUCUGCAGUAACAAGGUUGCAGCACUUUUUAUGAAGGCGGCAAAAAGCUGUUCGCCCGCUGAGGAACUCUGUCACAAAGUCCAGGAGCUGGAACAGCUCAUCGAAAGCAGCAAACAGAACAAUUCUUCACUGAGUAAAGACUGCGGGAGGCAAUCCAAGUUGGCCAACAUCCCCCCGCAGGCACUGAAACACCUCUGGAUCAGAACGGCACUGAUGGAGAAGCUCCUGGACAAGAUUGUCCUGUACUUGGUGGAGAACAGCGGUGCCUUCUAUGAGAAAGAAGGCAUGCUGAUGGAUCUUGUGGAUGGACCCAUUCUUGCAUCUCUAUUGGUCGGCCCUUGUGCUUUGGAGUACACCAAAGUUAAAACUGCAGACCACUUCUGGACGGACCCAUCUGCUGAUGAGCUUGUGCAGCGGCAUCGCAUCCACAGCGGCCACUGUCGGCAGGAUUCACCCUCAAGACGGCCUGCCCUGAUCCAGAAGAGACAGUCCAGUGGUAGCAUGGAUGAUCGCCCUCUCAUGUGGGUGAGGGACUACGUUGAAUCACUCCACCAAAACUCCAGAGCCACACUUCUGUUUGGGAAGAACAAUGUGCUGGUGCAGCCGAGAGACGACAUGGAGGCCAUCCCAGGCUACCUUUCUCUACAUCAAGCUGCAGACCUCAUGACACUGAAAUGGACACCCAAUCAGCUGAUGAAUGGCAAUGUGGGGGAGCUGGAUUCUGAGAAAAGUGUUUAUUGGGAUUAUGCUAUGACAAUUCGCUUGGAGGAGAUUGUGUAUCUUCACUGUCAUCAGCAAGUGAACAGUGGUGGGACAGUCGUUUUGGUGAGCCAGGAUGGGAUCCAGAGACCUCCUCUACAUUUCCCCAAGGGAGGCCAUCUCCUCCAGUUUCUGACCUGUCUGGAGACCGGCCUGCUACCUCACGGACAGCUGGACCCACCGCUCUGGAAUCAGAGAGGAAAAGGAAAGGUUUUCCCCAAACUGCGAAAUAGGAGUCCACACGGCUCGUGUGAUUCUGUAUCCGAUAAGGAAGAUGAUGAAGCAACCGAUUAUGUGUUUCGGAUCCUCUUUCCUGGCAAUCAUAUGGAGUUCAUGGCCCUGGAGCUGAUGGACCAGGGCGUGAACAUGUGGCAACCGGCGCCCAGAAAGUCCUCGUGUUCCUCCUGCUCACAGAAUGGCUCCUCUGACGGCUCGCUGCCGAACGGCUGUAAUCAGGAAAGGGCUCCCUUAAAGCUCCUUUGUGACACCAUGAAGUACCAGAUAAUCUCCCGUGCAUUCUAUGGAUGGCUUGCCUACUGCCGUCAUCUGUCCACAGUUCGUAUACACCUUUCUGCUCUGGUCAACACCACUAUCGUUGACCCUGAUGUACCCUGUAAUGCCCGAGGAGGACUCUCGGUGGAGGUCUGGGGCCGGUUCCUCAAGGAUAGCUCGGCGUAUGAGGAAGAGGAAAUACGCAGGCUUGUGUAUUUUGGUGGCGUGGCUCCUUCACUACGCAAAGAGGUCUGGCCCUUCCUGUUGGGACACUACCAGUUCACCAUGAAUGAGAAAUGCAGGCUAGAGAUUGAUAAGCAGAUGCGGACCAUGUAUGAGCAGACUAUAAAGGACUGGCAUGGUUGUGAGGCCAUAGUCCUUCAGAGGGAGAGGGAGAAGCAUGCUGAGGCCAUCGCCAGAUGUUCGUCUGGAGCCAGUGUGGAAAGAGGGCCAGUGCAGCGGGACUCCACCAUCAGCAUAGAUUCGUCUCUAAGUAGCAGCUCAGAUCAACACAACACCCACUCACAAAGUGAUUCCAGCAGCAGCACACAGGUAUUUGAAUCGGUUGAGGCAGCGGAUCAGAUUGAGACUGAGCCGAGGGUUGAGGGAGGAGAAGCACAGCAAAGUAGUCCACCGAAGGACACCACAAGUGGCACUGCAGACAGCCCACAACUUCCUUCAGGCAGCCCCUCCUCCCCAGGUCUGUCAAACCAACAUCCGGGUUCAGAGUCAGCUGUUGGAGCUGCAACCUCUCAGCAGUCAGAAGCGUCACAAGUCUUACCUGAAAAACCUACAACUGGAUCACAGUCAGGAAGUGAGGAUGUAAUGGACCCAGGAGCCAAAGCUCUGACUUCAGAGACGAAGAUGGAGAAAAUUUCAGAAGGUGAGAUGGUCAAGGACUGUGGAAACAAGUUACAGGAGACCUCUGAAUCGAAAGAAAAACCUGAACUAGAAGAAAAGAAAUCUGAAGAUUUAAAAGCAGUCGACACAAAUAUGAAUUUAAGAAGUAUUCCAGAGAGCACUAAUGUUCUAAAGCUAGAAAGAGAGAUUCAUAAUGAAUAUUUCCAAGCACCUCCACUCGGGCAGACCUUGCUUUUUCAAUCACACAAGAGCAAAGAUCUGGAGCCAUUUUGUGCACCUUUAUCAGAAAAAAAUGCUAAUCCAGAGGGAGAAAAAAAGUUGGGGAUUUCUGAAAUACCCGAGCCAGCUUCUGAAAAAAAGGCCUGUACCACAGAGCCAGAGAGAAAGGAUGCUGGAGGAACAGUGAGUGAGUUGUCUGAACUCAAAAAAGACAACGCUGCAGAAAUUCCAUUUGAGAAACCUGGUUCAGAUUCCCCUGUCAGACAAGUACUAAAUGCUCUGCAGUCAAGGGGCAGCCUUUCAAUAUCGUGCCACUCUCGGCGGUCUCCGGACACGGCAGAUUCAGAUGACUCUCCUUCGGCCCUGGAAAUGGAGGACAUUCCUGCAGGGACAUGUGUGACCUCUGAGGAUAUUAAGGCCAGGCCUCUGGCUGGUCUUGCUGCUCCCCCUGUCCCCCCUGCGCAAAGAGAGAAAAUGGCAUCAGAGGACCUCGUCCUAGAUCACCACCUGGACUCAGCCUGUAACACCAGUCCUGAGGGCACUGACCUGGGCCUUUCCGAAGAGGAGCCUGAGAUGGAAAAUGUGCUCACUGAACCAGAGUCUGCCGAGGUGGGAGGAGACACCAAACACGCUGAAUCCUCAGAAGAACAAACCUAUUCCCAAGAAACGUUGGACAUGUACUUGAUAAACUUACAUCGCAUUGACAAAGACGUCAGACGUUGUGACAGAGCGUAUUGGUACUUCACUCCUGAGAACCUGGAGAAGCUGCGUAACAUCAUGUGCAGUUACGUGUGGAAGCAUCUGGAUACAGGUUACGUUCAGGGCAUGUGCGAUCUGCUGGCUCCCCUACUGGUUAUUCUUGACGAUGAGGUCAUGGCAUUUAGCUGCUUCACUGAACUAAUGAAGAGGAUGAACCACAACUUUCCACAUGGAGGGGCAAUGGACUCUCACUUUGCCAACAUGCGUUCUCUUAUCCAGAUCCUGGACUCUGAGCUGUUUGAACUGAUGCAGCAGAAUGGAGACUACACUCACUUCUACUUCUGUUAUCGCUGGUUUCUACUUGACUUCAAAAGAGAAAUGGUGUAUAAUGACGUGUACUCCGUGUGGGAAACAAUCUGGGCAGCCAAGUACACCUCCUCUGACCACUUUGUGCUCUUCAUUGCUCUUGCACUUGUGGAGAUGUACAGAGACAUCAUCCUAGAAAAUAACAUGGACUUCACAGACAUCAUCAAGUUCUUUAAUGAAAUGGCCGAGCGACACAACGUUCCGCAGGUCCUGAUGAUGGCUCGAGACUUGGUCAACAAAGUGCAGACGCUCAUAGAAAACAAGUGAUGCUGCCGUCUCUACUGCCACUCCCACAUUUAUUUGUGCUUAAUUUUUUUAAGAUGAUGACACGGCCACAUACACAAUAGUCAUUUAUUUAAGAGGAAAGGAAUACAUGUAAAUGAAUUGCAGUGAUUGGUAAGUACUGAAAAGACAACUGAUCCUUAUUUUUAAGACAAACUUAUUUCCAGUUGCUCCUCUCUAUAUUCAGGAGAUGCAAUUUUACUGCCAGUAGAUUUAUUUUGAAAGUGUUAUUGUUCACCUCGUGAAUGUACCCUUGAUGAAAAUGCUUCAGGUUGUUAUUUAUUUUGCCUUAAAUUGAGCUAUUCUUACAGGGAUACAGCAACCAAAUGAGUCACUGUAUUGUUCUAAGGUCUAAGUUCUACACAUGUCGUGAUGCACUUGAAUAUGUUUUCAAUACUGUUAUUAUUUUUCGCUGAAAUUGUAGCUAACAUGUUUAAACAUCUUGUGAUGCACUUGAAUAUAUAUUUCAGUAAUAAUAAUGUCUAGCGUUAUCGGAGGAUUUGGUUUGGUAAAGGUUAGCGGUACAUUAGAGGAGGUUGUGUCUACGUUGUCUGAGUGGUUUGCUUCUCAAGAGCCGUGGUGAGGACCUCCGGCUGGCUUCUCUGAGCCCCGGUGGUCCUCUUCCUCUGUUUGCCUCUGAUGCACACAAGCUGGCCGGGCAUCCAGACCGAAGCUAUGAACUCUGUGCGGUCUUGCAUGAUUGCACAUAGUUUGCAUACAGUACAGUAUCGCCCCUUCCUCUGUUACCAAAACUGCCAUACGUUGUGCUCCUUCCAUGUCGGACCUCCUCUAUGCAUUGAUUCACUUUUGUUUUCUGUGCAGACUGGUUCAAAUGGGUACUCACAUUCUUCUCACCUUAAAUAACACAGUGCUGCUCAGGCUGACGAGUUGAGCCGUUUCUCACCAUACACAGAGCUAACAGAUUCUACUGCUUUGCAGCAUUGCAAUAGCUGCCGUGGUGGUGAUAAACUUAAAGGGGGUUGCAGUGAGGGAAGCAUGCUUCUUUUUUGACUUUGAGAUCAGUUUCAUGUAUUUUUUGCCCAUUUUUGGCCUGCCGAUCUUGGUUGCCUUGUCAUUCUGUUUAUCGCCCAAAAUGUUAGCAACAAUUCUUAUAAUGAUUGUUGAUAUUUCCUGGAAUAACUGUGCAUUUAUCUUCAUUAUUACCCAGAGAUCCCCAUGGCCAUACCCAUUGAAGAAGAGCUCUGCUUGCUAAACACUGAACCUCUCAAUUGAGGCAAAAGUCAGUGUUAUGGAUUCACUUUAGCUUUGACACUUUCCCUUUGUUUCCUGUAAAGCUAGUGUGUACACAGAACGCCUUGACCGCCUCACCUUUUCCAUCAAUUCAUUUAAAAGAGCAGUCCUCUUAUGCUUACAUUGUUAAAUGUUAUCCGGUGCCCUUGGAGGGCUCUCCUUUUAGCGAGACAGAAAUGGUCUCCAGAUGUAUCUAUUGUACACCUCUCCUCACAGUUUCUGUGCAUUGCGCUGUAUUACAGUGCUGCUUAGGGCAUUAGUCAUAACGCCAGAUACUUGGAUAUUAGAUCUGGUUGAAGCCCUCAUCAGGUUUUCACAGUCUAGUAAAUGCCAGAAGGUCAAGUUAAUACACAAAGGGUCAGUUCAGUGGUAGCCAGUCAGUAGUAUGUAGCUAUGCGGAUCAUUUUGGUUUUAUGUGUGUAUGUUUACACCACUGGAUCUUCGGCUUCUAAUCCAAUACAGUGGAAGUUAAUAAUUUGUUCAUCUGAAAAUGAAAAUGUAGAAGCAAAGUGUAUUUCCAGAAACAAUGUGACGGAGACCUUGAUGUCAUUGUUUAAAUUGAUUUAAUGAGGUCUAAGAAAGCCUAAUAAAGUCUGUGAAUCUGAUCAGUUUUGCAGAUACUCUAGAUGGAUUAAAACCUAUAAUCUCCGCAGAUAAAUACAGAACUAUUGACAUGGCUAGAUACCAGCAUAAGUAUGUCAGAAAAUAUGAUUUAUUGGUGCCACUCAGUUACAAAAUAGCCAUAACACACCCAUGUUUGGUUUCCUGUGGCUUAAAUACCAGUGUUUUGAUAUCACUGCUAAUGUGUCUCCACAUCUUCUAAAACAUGCCCGAGUAUUGCUGUUUGUGCAUUGCUGUGUUUGUUGUCAGAAGAUUUACUGUAUACAAUGUGUUAAAAAGAAACAAAGAAAGUACAUAUUUAUUAAAUGCAAUACAAUGUCUGUAUAUGGGCUUUAUCACAGUAUAAUGAACAGAAAGAUAAAAAUGUGCCAUUGGAAAUAAAUAUUUUUUUAAUUUUUUUCUGUCUUCUCAA
This is a messenger RNA of Cyclopterus lumpus (lumpfish), 6240 nucleotides long. RefSeq names its product small G protein signaling modulator 1b (gene sgsm1b). Gene Ontology annotation, molecular function: GTPase activator activity. The coding region runs from base 99 to 3941 and encodes 1280 amino acids. The transcript has 25 exons. NCBI's taxonomy places the organism in Eukaryota, Metazoa, Chordata, Actinopteri, Perciformes, Cyclopteridae. The record is from RefSeq and is a predicted model, not a curated record. Gene Ontology annotation, biological process: activation of GTPase activity.